Molecule: messenger RNA, 360 nt
Organism: Angiostrongylus costaricensis
Lineage: Eukaryota; Metazoa; Nematoda; Chromadorea; Rhabditida; Metastrongylidae
Source: the annotation of a GenBank genome assembly
AUGUCCAGCGCUGCGUGCCGAGGUGCGAAUGUAGAUGAGUGCCACAGGCAGGUCGAAGCGAACGCGCCAAGGCUGAUAGACGAAAUUUCGCGAACCGCUUUCCUAUUCGUUGGCUCCGCCCACACUGCGCUGCUGAACGGCCGCGGUUCCGAGGCCAUUUCUGCCAGGGCACUGGUGCUUGAGGCCACUGUCCUCGCAGUUGGGCCAGGUGCUCGAAAUGAAAAGGGAGACGUCAUCCCUAUGUCUGUUAAGACCGGAGACCGCGUGCUUCUUCCCGAAUAUGGUGGCACUAAGGUAGUUGUGGAUGAAGUAGAGUACUCUAUCUUCCGGGAGCAAGAUCUGCUUGGUGUUUUCCACUAG